AUGGCUGCUCAGAGGUUACUCACAGAUACAAACGGACCGUAUUACGGUAGUGGUAACGGAAAUUUCCCGACAACAAACGGUCCCGAUGGCUCGGCCAACCUUUAUCCUUCUUCGUUCAGUAAUGAAACAUCUCCACCAUCAGUACCCGUUCCUCACCAUUUAUCCAAUGUUCUCGGACCUGCGACUGAUUCGUCAGCGACAACUAAUCAUGCGAACAGUGUCAAUGCCGAUAAUCAACUUAAGCAACAGAAAGAUAUGAUAUACAGCCAUCCAUUGUUUCCAUUGUUGGCGUUAAUUUUCGAAAAAUGUGAAUUAGCAACUUGCACACCAAGAGAUCUUGGUGGAUCGGGCGAUGUAUGUUCAUCCGAAUCAUUUAAUGAUGAUGUGGCAGAAUUCACCAAACAGGUAAUGCAACUCAACCUUCUUAUCGUUGUUGAAGAGAAUGCAAUUGAAGUGCAUAUGUAUAUACAGUUUGCAACAUUGAGCUACUGCGCACGCGCGCCCAUGAGUAUAAUUCAAGAUAAAGAAAUGCUCACAUCAUCCCAAGAGCAAAUCAGAUCAGCAUCAUUGUCUUAUCAAAAGCAGCAAAUGAAAGAAUCGAACAAGCUAACAUGUUGUAUUAUUCAAUGGUGUAAAUGGGAGAAAAAGCUUGAGGGUAUCAUUAAAAUGUCAUUAGCAUUUUUAUUCCGAGUAAAGAUGCGAAAGUCAGAAGAAAAAACUUCAUUCUCUUCGCGAUUCACGCAAAUCGAAACGAGCUGCCAGAUUUUCUUUAUUCUUGCGCAUCGUUCGUAUAGCGAUGUGCGGAAAUGCUUUGUUUGCGGAAGCACCUGCCUCUACUUCGCUGCUCGUCUCGUCUUAAUGAUCGAUCGAACAAGAAAGAAAUGCCUUCAAAAAGAUCCGAAUUACAUUUCCACCAAUCCCGAGUUGGAUAAUGUGAUGAUACAAUCGAUUCAAGUCCUACGAUUUCAUCUAUUGGAAUUAGAAAAAGUUCACGAAUUGUGCGAUAACUUUACUCAUCGUUAUAUUACUUGUUUGAAAGGCAAAUUACCAAUGGAUUUAGUUAUUGACGAACGUGAUUCAAAUGUAUCAUCAUCGAAAUCAGGCGAUGACGAUGAUCAAGAUGAUGAUCAGUCGAGUCCACAACCACCACACGGACAUCCUCCACAUCCUCCAACGAGUUCAUCACGUUCAUCAUCUUAUAAUCAACACAGUCCAGAUGGGUCAACAACACCAUCGAACUACAAUCUUCCUCACCAACCAAAAUCUCUUCGAUCAUCGAUGACAACAGCUUCACAAUUGACACCUCUUGUUUCAUCGCAUCACUUCGGUCAUCCAUCUCAUCAUCAUCACCACCAUCAUCAUCAGCCACCACUUCCACCACCGUCACAUUUUCAACAACAAUUGCCUCCGCCACCUUCCGCACAUCCAUCUUAUUCCAAUCAUCUUCUUGGUCCUCCCCAUCCAUCACUUUUGAAUCAUUUAUCACAACCACCACAACAUUUUCAUCCUCAAUCAGCUCAUCAUUCAAUGCAUAAUGAUGACACUCAAUCGACACAUUCUUCGUCAGAUACCAACACUCCGAACGCAAGUCAACCAUCAAUGACUAAUCUGAACAAUCCAACAAAUAGUUAUCAUCUCAUUCAUGAUAACAACAGUGAAACGGGCGACAAUUUCGAUAACAGUGUUGGUUCAGGUGGUGAUAAUACAGGCGGAGAAGAUGAUUUGGAUGAUAAUGCAAAAAAGCGUCAAAAGAAGCGCGGUAUUUUUCCAAAAGUUGCCACAAAUAUCAUGCGAGCAUGGCUAUUUCAACAUUUAACGCAUCCAUAUCCGUCCGAAGAACAAAAGAAACAACUAGCUCAAGAUACUGGAUUAACAAUUUUACAAGGUAAAACUUCGCAUUUCAUUGAUUAA
This is a messenger RNA of Adineta ricciae, 1911 nucleotides long. NCBI's taxonomy places the organism in Eukaryota, Metazoa, Rotifera, Eurotatoria, Adinetida, Adinetidae. The record is from the annotation of a GenBank genome assembly.